AUGUUCGUCCCGGCUCACGAUGAUGAAUAUACUUCUGAAUUCAAAGAUCAAUGUAUAAAUGAACCUCAAGGAGACGCCAUGGAGCUCGUGAGCCCACCUUUGGGUAUUCAUGUAAGUUUAUUAUUCUUAUUUUUUUAUUCUGUGUUCAGCCAAAAGAGUUUGUGAACAUGCACUUUGGCCCAAGAUCGAUGGCCAAGAAUCUUCAGUUCAGAAAAGGUACUACAACAUUGGCUUUCAUCUAUGAGCCGGCUACUCCCAACGAUAAGGGCGGUAUCGUUGUCGCUGUGGACUCCAGAGCUUCUGCUGGGCAAUAUAUUUGCAAGUUUUGUUCUUUUUAAGCUUUUGAACUUUAGAAGAGUUGGUAUUAAAGGUUUAUUAGUGGAAACGUCUGAAACAAUAAAUCUUUAACUAAAACAAUAUAAAUUUCAGCGUCAAAGAGUGUGAUGAAGAUUCUGGACAUUGGUGAUCGUAUGGUGGCUACGAUGGCUGGUGGAGCUGCCGACUGUCAGUUCUGGACUCGAAUGGUAUCUAAAUAUUGCACGUAAGUUGAGAUUUAUAUUUUUAUUGGUGUUUAGGUUGUUCGAAUUGAGAGAAAAGAGUGAUAUCACCGUUGCGGCUACAAGUAAAUACUUCGCUAAUGUCAUGUACGGAUACAGAAACCAUGGUCUUUCUGUGGUAAGUGUUUUAAUAACGAUAUUUACAUUGACGUCUGAGGUCUUUUGACUUACAUUGUUUUAGGUAUACAUAGUUUUUUUGUUUUAUUUGAAUAGGUUAGUUAAGUUUUUUUUCGUUUAGCUUUAAGAAUGCUUUUUAUUAAAAGAUUUAUAGAAUGAUUGAAUUUUAUGUUCUUUUAGGUGCAUCUUAUUAACUUCAUUUAUAAAACCUUAUUUUAGGGUUCAAUGGUUGCUGGUUACGACAAGAGAGGCCCAGCCAUCUUCUACGUCGACAACGAUGGCCAGCGUCUUCCUCAACGUGUCUGUUCGAUUGGAUCUGGUUCUCUGAAUGCCUACGGAGUCUUGGAUACCCAUUACAAGCCCAAGAUGACUGACGAUGAAGCUCUGAAGUUGGGUCGUCGUGCCAUUAUGCACGCUACUUUCCGUGAUUCUGGCUCAGGAGGUGUAUGUAACGUGGCUCACAUCACUCCACUCGGAAGAACACGAUAUCCACCAAUCGACGUCAGUGAACUCUACUAUGAAUUCGCCGAAGAACUCAAGAGACCGGUCGGUUAUCUUCCUGAAGAUGACAACUAA
Molecule: messenger RNA, 1250 nt
Organism: Bursaphelenchus okinawaensis
Lineage: Eukaryota; Metazoa; Nematoda; Chromadorea; Rhabditida; Aphelenchoididae
Source: the annotation of a GenBank genome assembly